This is a messenger RNA of Bombyx mori (domestic silkworm), 1593 nucleotides long. It is a transcript of the gene MED11, whose product is annotated as mediator of RNA polymerase II transcription subunit 11. Gene Ontology annotation, biological process: regulation of transcription by RNA polymerase II. Gene Ontology annotation, cellular component: mediator complex. The record is from RefSeq and is a predicted model, not a curated record. The transcript has 2 exons. Gene Ontology annotation, molecular function: transcription coregulator activity. The coding region runs from base 895 to 1299 and encodes 134 amino acids. NCBI's taxonomy places the organism in Eukaryota, Metazoa, Arthropoda, Insecta, Lepidoptera, Bombycidae.
AGGCAGGGUAAUACAUAUAUUGACAAAGUGUAUACUCAAGACCUACUAGAAAAGCCUCGGGAGUAUCUUUUAAAAGAUUGGAACUCCCAGUGGGAAAAGUCUUGUUUAUCAAAAGGUGGACGAUAUCGUCGUCUUCAUAUCAAAAUUAAUUUAAAACCUUGGUUUUCUAAGUUUCAUUUCCCAAAAAAAGUAACAUCUACCAUAUCGAGAUUAAGAUUUGGCCAUUGUAGUUUACCCAGUCAUUUAUCGAGAAUUGGUGUCGUUGACUCAGAUGCUUGUGAACAUUGCAAUACCAAUGGAAACAUCGAACAUACAUUAUUUGAAUGUGUCAAAUACAAAUCCAAACCACUUUAUGAAUUCCUUAUAAAAUUUCGUGCUCCUCUCCCUUGUGACUCCUACACUAUACUUUCCUUUGUUGAUUUCAAAUAUACUAAAGCUCUUAUUUCUUUUCUAACCUUCCAUAAUAUUUUAUUAUAAUAUCUUUUCUUCUUUACAUUACUAUAUUUUACUAUAUGUAUAUAUUGCCCUAGUUCCUCCUAUACCGCCUAUUUCUAAAGUCCCUGCUCCUAUCCCUCUACACUGGAAUAUCAUGGCAACUCGACACCUCAAGAUGAAGUUACUAUGUCGCCUUUGGCUGACUCGACUCUGGCUAAAAUAAGCUUCCGAAUGAAGUUUGAUCGCCAUAUUGAAGAAAAAAAAAAAAAAAAAAAAAAUAUAUAUGCUUUAGCCAAUUGUAGCCAAUUAGCCAUUGUAUGUAGCUUAAUAAUCAUAAUAUUCCAUUUUACUUUAUGCUUAAUAGGUAUAAACACAGGAAAUUUAAUUUAAUUUGCAUCAGUGUUCACUUUAGUCUUAUACCUGGAAAUAUCUAAGAAUAAUUAAAUAACAAUAGAAAUCAUGGCUGCACCGAUGGAAAGGAUUCAAGUUCUAGACGAAAUAGAAAAGGAUAUUAUCACCUGUCUACAAUGUGCAGCUCAAGCACUUCUUGAAUUGAGUAAAGAAAAAUCUGGUCAAAAACAAGCUGAAUCAAACACAUCACAGUUUUUAAGAACACUCAGUCAAGUGGAAUCAAAGUUGAGUGAACAAAUAAAUUACUUGACUCAAGUUUCAACUGGACAACCACAUGAAGGUUCUGGAUAUGCUUCACAGAAGGUUUUGCAAAUGGCUUGGCAUCGUUUAGAACAUGUCAGAUCAUGGGUGAACGAAUUGGAUCGUCUGAAAGCUUCUCAUUUGGCAACUCCAAGAACAGCAACAGGAAGUGUACCAAAUGGCAAUAUGACAUCAUCUGGCACCAGUACCUGAUAUUAAAUUAAUUAAACGUAUGGACAUUAAAUAGUAACCUGCACAUUGAGUGAAAACAAUAAUAAUAAUAAUUGUUGAACACUAGUUUAAUUAAGAACAAGUUUUAUCUAAAAAUAUGAUUGUUUAUAUAUUGCUGACAGGAGGUUAUCCAUUACCAAUGGUUGAGUGGUGCUGACAUACAAAGAAUUUUUUUUGUCGUGUGAGCAUUCUACAAUCUAGGUAAUGAUAGUAAUUUUACAUUUUAAGUGUAUUUAUUGUACCUUGUAUUGGAUUUAUAAAUUUUCCUUCCUUGAA